AUGGCAAGUAAUGGCCAGCUUCUCACCAAGGGCUCGCGAGCACAAUACUUACUUGAUAUCACUUUCUACGGCCCGACUAUAUUCCCUAUCCUCUUCGCUGCUAUUGUUGGUCGUGCAUUAAAAGCUCUGGCAACAUGGGAACUACAAAGGGGCUCUACUAUAGGUCAUAUUGAAACGCUUUCCAGCAGUACUACUCUGAUAGGAGCCAUCGUUACACAGAUCCAAUUGAGAAACCUCAAUCUUGUGGCCAUUGCUCUUAUCGUACUAUGGGCACUUUCUCCAGUUGGUGGCCAGGCGUCACUUCGAGUCUUGCGGUCAGGGACUAGGAUUACCAAGACAAAUCAUCAAUUCCAAGCUUUAGACCCAGUGUCAUCAUGGAACGCCGGCAGCAGCACCAGCUAUCCGAUUUUAGCGCAUGCCCUCUUUACGUCCUCGCUUAUCACGACGAAAAAGUUUUAUAAUAAGCCACAAGAUAGCUGGGGAAACCUGCGUAUACCAAUAGUCGAAGCCUUUGACAAUUAUCAGAGCCAUGCAUGGAUCAAAUUACCAGACAAUGCUACCGAAGUCACAUUUUCAUCUCUUAUAGGUGUUCCAGUCAACCCAGGACUACCUAGCGAGCCGACGUUUCUCACACUUAGUACCUCUUAUAUGUAUCUGGAUUGCCCGACUUUUCAUACGAGUCCCCUGGAGCGUGACCAAUGGCAACAGUACGAAGCACCUCCAUGGACCAAUUUUACAGCUGACCCUCCUUCGCUGGAAAACUCCAAUGAUACAUGGGCGCAUUAUCAUACGUUUACAGGAGAUGGUGGACCUAUUGUGGCCAAGGGCUUCCAAAUAGCUCUAUCCACCUGUCUUGGAAUUUGCUCUCACAGGCUAGUGCCACGAGAGGCUCGUAGGGUCAUUUGGGAGUCAGCCACUAGCAAGACCUUCGCACACAUUGAUUGCACUUUACAUACGACUUAUGUGGACGUAAGAUAUGGUUGCGUUGACACUUCCUGCUCUCCGAUUGAAGUACGCUUAUCACCCUAUAAGCCAGAUUCUGGUCAUUCCACUAGCCCCGGCAUCUCGGAUGGCAAUCCUCAGGAUCCUUGGAAUAAUCGCAACUUCACCGGCUUUGACAAGGGCUAUAGCAACGCACCCUCAAACUUUUUGAAUACGAUGGCCUCUGCUUUUCGUAUGAGGAGCGCUCGCGACAUGGUGCCUCUUCUUGGGUUUAUACUAUCUCCGAAUGACACAAUGGCUGCUCCUCCCGACGGCGUUUUCUACGAAGAUGUCACCAGUAUUGGCAAAGCAAAGUUUCAGGAGAGACUCUCGCAGUUAUUUAAUACUUUGUUCCUCGCCGGCAUCCAGCCAUCUGCCAUUACAGGUGCUAUGCCAGUAACGGAAGAAUUACCAUUUUCUGCUGUAUCAGCGAUUACCGCAGAGACAAGAAUAACCAAUAACAUUCUUGAAUGCAAUAAGUCUUGGUUUGCCAUAAUGCUAGUCAUCAGUAUUAUCGUCUUGGUUAUAUCUCUCUCUGGGGCAUUUCUUCGAGCUAUAACGCUGGUACCAGAUGUUUUAGGAACAUUGUCGAUGAUUACUUUAGAUAAUCAAUGUGACAAGGAAUUACGCAAAGCAUCCAUGCUUGAUGGCUUGGAACGCUCUCGUUUACUUAAAAAGGUAAGUAUUAAGCUGGGUAACGUGGAGCAGAAUGGCCUAUUAGGUCGUAUAGGUUUUUCGGCACCGGCAUAUAAUGAGGAAGGAUCUGAACUCCAUGAAAAUGGGUUAUAUGAGUAG
Molecule: messenger RNA, 1776 nt
Organism: Fusarium odoratissimum NRRL 54006
Lineage: Eukaryota; Fungi; Ascomycota; Sordariomycetes; Hypocreales; Nectriaceae
Exons: 3
Coding region: 1-1776 (591 amino acids)
Source: RefSeq, a predicted model, not a curated record